Monodelphis domestica (gray short-tailed opossum) is the source of this 5475-nucleotide messenger RNA. RefSeq names its product Rap guanine nucleotide exchange factor 4 (gene RAPGEF4). The record is from RefSeq and is a predicted model, not a curated record. Gene Ontology annotation, molecular function: guanyl-nucleotide exchange factor activity. Gene Ontology annotation, cellular component: plasma membrane. Gene Ontology annotation, biological process: Ras protein signal transduction. NCBI's taxonomy places the organism in Eukaryota, Metazoa, Chordata, Mammalia, Didelphimorphia, Didelphidae.
AACUGUCAAGGCAUUUCACCAGGCUGAUUUUUAAGCCCCGCCCAUAGCAAGGCUAAGUUGUUUGUAUUCAGCCAUCAUUUGGAGAAAAAUUACAAAGUCUGUAAAGAGCUGCGAGGUAAUAUAAGAAGUGGCCAUUAUAAUCACCACACAAGAGAAGCUCAGGGACAGAAAUAGCUCUGUUUGUUGGCUUAUUCCAGAAGAGUAAAUUAACACAACAAUGCCUCUUUUUUGGUCUUCUCAUGUUAAGCUUAAAAUUCCCUGUGUAAUUUUAAUUCAUGUUGAGCUGAAUGUAGGGAAGUUUCAGGGAUCAUCAGGCUGUCCUGGAUUCUAUGCACACCACCAGACUGCCUGAAUUUAUCAAGUGCAACAAGGAUGUGAAUUUCCCACUCAGAAAUCGUGCUUGUUUCUUGAAAGGAGGACCCAACCCAAUCUUCUUUUACUAGUCUUAUUUCACCAGAGUCCAGAGAUUUCAGAUGAUUCUGUACACCUUUGACAGCCAAUUCAAAAUUACCCUGUAAAGAAUGCUGAGAUUCUGUGGCCCUUUGCAAAUAUUUAAGGAGCACUUUAAGUAUCUCCUGGGGAAUGAAACCCAAAACUCAUGAAUAAAAGAAGGCCUUUAAUCACUGGCCUGUGCUGCUAUUGCUUCUUGACAGCAAAGCAUAGGAGUGGUAAUAAUGAUUUGUUUGAUUAGUCUCUUCUAAUUUUCAUAGCGUUUUAUGCUUCUCCGGUAUAAUGAUUUGCUCUAAAUUAUAACAUUUGUAUCAGUGUUCAUAAUCACGAUCUAAUAUAUAAAGCACUUAUUGGUGAGGAAAUGGGAGAUUUUUCACAGUAUUAGCCAAGUAGGGAUAACAGAAAGGCAAGUUAGAUAUUCAGGCAGUUGAGUAUCAAGUGUUAUCUUUAUAAAAGUGAUUUAAUUCUGGAAUCCUGACUACAAAAUUCACAAGUGACAGCUGCCUACAGUCUUUCCUGAGGCCAUCUGUACCAUUUAGUAGAAUAAAUCAUAAACAGACCUUUGAACUAGGACAGUCUCAUUGGACUCAUCCUUUUGCUUCCCUGAGUCGCCCUCUCAAUGGGAUAUUGAAGGGGAGGUUCAGUAGAAUAAACAGUGGAAUCCUUGUCUGGGAGGGACUGCCUGGCAAUUGUCUCAUGGCAAAGGAAAAUAAAAAAGCCCUGCUCCAUUCACUGGCUCUUUAAUUUGGAUUACCAAUGAUAAAGCAGUGGCUACGGCUAAGGUAGGAUGCAGAAACAUUAGUGCUAAUAUGCUGCAGAAAGACAAGAUAAAUCAGCACAGCUCUCAUACAUCACUAAGGGAGAAGCUGAUUGCAACUUGACCAUGUGCCUGAGUAGUCACAUCAGGGAGAAGAACAGAAGAACAUGGAUUAAAAAUCUAAAAUGUGCCCUUAGGGUUAUUUGCUGGGCUGAACCUGUAAGGAGACCUCAGUAAAUAUCGGCAGUAUAUGGCAGGACUUUUGGCUCCUCCUUAUGGUGUUAUGGAAACCAGCGCUAACAAUGAUAGGAUGCCUGACAAGGAGAAUGUGAGUAGCAGCAAUCUCUGCUCAGCUUCUAAAAACUGUAAUAAGACACCCCUCAUAGAACCUCACGUUCCUCUCCGUCCUGCUAAAACCAUUACCCAGGUCCCUUCAGAGAAGAUCCUCAGGGCUGGGAAAAUUUUACGAAAUGCUAUCCUCUCCAGAGCACCUCACAUGAUAAGAGAUCGAAAAUACCAUCUGAAGACUUACAGGCAAUGCUGUGUGGGAACUGAACUAGUCGACUGGAUGAUACAACAAACUCCAUGUGUUCAUUCCCGGGCGCAGGCUGUGGGCAUGUGGCAAGUUCUAUUAGAAGAAGGUGUUCUCAAUCACGUGGACCAGGAACACCAUUUCCAAGAUAAAUAUUUGUUUUAUCGAUUUCUGGAUGACGAGCAUGAGGAUGCCCCUCUGCCAACGGAGGAAGAAAAGAAGGAAUGCGAUGAGGAGCUGCAGGACACCAUGCUGCUCCUGUCGCAGAUGGGACCUGAUGCACAUAUGAGGAUGAUCCUCCGGAAACCACCUGGCCAGAGAACUGUAGAUGAUCUGGAGAUUAUCUAUGAAGAAUUGAUUCACAUUAAAGCCUUAUCACAUCUUUCUACUACAGUGAAACGAGAGUUAGCAGGGGUUCUCAUCUUUGAGUCCCAUGCCAAAGGAGGGACUGUAUUGUUUAACCAGGGAGAAGAAGGUACCUCCUGGUAUAUUAUCCUAAAAGGAUCAGUGAAUGUAGUCAUUUAUGGCAAGGGAGUGGUGUGCACCCUACAUGAGGGAGACGACUUUGGGAAGUUAGCCCUGGUAAAUGAUGCACCACGCGCUGCCUCUAUCGUUUUACGGGAAGAUAAUUGCCAUUUCUUGAGAGUAGACAAAGAAGAUUUCAACCGGAUCCUGAGGGAUGUUGAGGCAAACACAGUAAGACUUAAAGAACAUGACCAAGAUGUGUUGGUGUUAGAGAAGGUCCCAGCAGGAAACAGAGCUUCUAAUCAAGGAAACUCACAGCCUCAGCAAAAGUACACUGUGAUGUCAGGGACACCUGAGAAAAUUUUAGAACAUUUCCUAGAAACAGUACGCCUUGAGCAACCUUUAAAUGAAGUGACAGAUUCUGUUUUAAAUGACUUCAUCAUGAUGCACUGUGUUUUUAUGCCCAAUUCUCAGCUUUGCCCUGCCUUGGUGGCCCAUUACCACGCACAGCCUUCCCAAGGUACAGAACAGGACAAAAUGGAUUAUGCCCUUAACAACAAGAGGCGAGUCAUCCGUCUGGUCCUCCAGUGGGCUGCUUUAUAUGGAGAUUUACUACAAGAGGAUGAAGUAGCAAUGGCCUUCCUAGAGGAGUUUUAUGUAUCUGUAUCAGAUGAUAGCCGGAUGAUUGCAGCUCUCAAGGACCAACUUCCAGAGUUAGAAAAAAUGGUCAAGCAAAUCUCAGAAGAUGCCAAGGCUCCACAAAAGAAGCACAAAGUUCUUUUGCAACAAUUCAACCCUGUUGAAGACAGGGCACAAAAACGCCAACCUGUCCGGGGAUCUGAUGAAAUUCUUUUUAAAGUCUACUGCCUAGACCACACUUACACUACUAUCCGUGUGCCUGUGUCAGCAUCGGUGAAGGAAGUUAUAAGUGCCAUAGCAGACAAACUGGGUUCUGGAGAAGGAAUGAUAAUAGUCAAGAUGAGCUCCGGAGGAGAAAAGGUGGUGCUCAAACCUAAUGAUGUUUCAGUAUUUACAACGCUCACUGUUAAUGGACGUCUGUUUGCUUGCCCGCGAGAGCAAUUCGACUCACUGACACCCUUGCCAGAACAAGAAGGUCCAACUACUGGAACAGUGGGAACUUUUGAACUGAUGAGCUCCAAAGAUUUAGCAUACCAGAUGACAAUCUACGAUUGGGAGCUCUUCAACUGUGUUCAUGAGCUGGAGUUAAUCUACCACACAUUUGGAAGGCAUAAUUUUAAGAAGACCACAGCAAACUUGGAUUUGUUCCUGAGGAGGUUUAAUGAGAUUCAGUUUUGGGUUGUCACCGAGAUUUGCCUUUGUGCCCAACUCAGCAAGCGAGUUCAGCUCCUAAAGAAAUUUAUUAAGAUAGCAGCCCACUGUAAGGAGUACAAAAAUCUGAAUUCCUUUUUUGCCAUCGUCAUGGGACUCAGUAAUGUUGCUGUAAGCCGCCUUGCAUUGACAUGGGAGAAACUUCCAAGCAAGUUCAAGAAGAUCUAUGCUGAGUUUGAAAGUCUAAUGGAUCCUUCCAGGAACCACAGGGCUUACAGGCUUACUGUCACCAAACUGGAUCCUCCUCUCAUACCCUUCAUGCCCUUACUCAUUAAAGAUAUGACAUUUACUCAUGAGGGGAACAAGACGUUCAUUGACAAUCUAGUAAACUUUGAAAAAAUGCGCAUGAUUGCUAACACGGUCAGAACAGUGAGGUACUGCAGGAGCCAAACCUUCAAUCCUGAUGCAGCCCUCGCUAAUAAGAACCAUCAGGACGUCCGGGGUUAUGUACGACAAUUAAACGUGAUUGACAACCAGAGAACUUUAUCACAGAUGUCACACAGAUUAGAGCCUCGUCGAGCUUGAACAUUUACAGGGAUUCAAACAAUGGUUCAUUUCCAGUCUUCUGUCUGCUAAGAAAAAAAAAAUGCCAUUUCUAUUACAACUCUACUGCCAUACAGAAUUUUAUGAAAUAAAAAAUUAGCGUUAACAAUCUCUGGGCAGUUCCCAGCACACCAGCUACAUGGUGAUGAGGGCAAUGUGGCAUUGUGGAAAUAGCAUUGAACUAUGUGCCAGGAGAUCUGGGUUCUAGUCUCAGCUCUGCCACUAAAUAGCUGUGUGACCUUGGGCAAGUCACUUACUCUCUCUGAGCCUCCGUCUCCUCAUUUAUAAAAUGGGGAUAUUUAAAGCUGUCCUGCCUAUUUCACAGGGCUGUUGUGAGGAUCAAAAAUGGUCACGUAUGUGAAAGUGCUUUGUCUCUAAGCACUGUCCAAAACAUAAGAUUAUAAUAAAGGGAGAAUCAUGUUUGGCUUAUGGAAUGCUUGUACCCUGUAGCUUCAGGAAUGCCCACUGUCUUUGCUGUACUAUAAACAAAAACCAUAGUAAAAUUCGCUAGAUCUCCAGCCAGCGGCAGGCAUGUUGUAAAUCCCUAGAUCUCUCCAAUGCCUUCAUGUAGGGGUAAGAUAUGUCACUGGCAGGAGGGGUGGGGAAUUCCUCUAAGAUAGAGCAGUACUAAUUAUAUCCCAUGGUUCUGAAUUCGAGAGGUUCUAUGUUGUUAACAAGAAGACAUGUAGGAUCAAGAUGGAGGGAGCAAUGGUAUCCUCCUGGCUUCGUGGCCUCACCUCUGAGAGAACUUGCCAUUACUUUGCCAUUGUACAAUGUUAGAGCUGUUUAUGUGAACUUGGAAAGACCGGUCUCUAAUUUUUGAAAGAUAACUAGAAUUAUAUUUAUGUUUACAAUGUAACCUUUUGUAAAACUGACCAAUCAGGAUUACGCAGAAAUUCCAGUACUGAGGUUGUUAAAAUGGUUAUAACAAAGGUAGAAGAUGACAUUGAACAAGAGCACAAUAUGCACAAAACUGUUUUUUUUUUUUUUCAAAAUAAGAAUAUUUUCCUGGGCAUUAAAAAAAAAAAAAACUUUACUAUCAACUGCAAAUUAUUGUUACUGGCAAGAAAAAAAACCUAUUUUCUGGACUCAAACAUUAUUACAGAUAUCUUAAUUUUCAGCAAUUGUUUUGCACUUUUAGAUAGAAUGUAAAUAAAAGCGUUUAUUCAAUUAAAGGUAUAAAGUAUUUAUUUGCUACAUAACCAGUAUUGUGCCAAAAUCAUUCCUUUUUUAUUUAUUUUAUUUAGCAUGUAAUUGGAGUACACGUUUUUAUUUCAGUUUCAUAAUUCGGCAACAUUUAAUGUGCAGAAAUCACUUGAUGUGUGUGUAUCUUCUGUAAAUAACAUUUAGAAUCUUCAUUAAAUAGAAAUGCUAAAAA